AUGGGCUUUCUUCAACGCGUAGCCACUACCUACAUCUUUCUGCUGGUUCAAGUCAGUCUACUUGUUUAUUAUUUGGUAAGGCUGGUUUUUUUCUUUUUUUAAAGUUUUGUGAGGGUAUUGCAUUAGAAAUGGCAGUUUUUUGAGCUCUAGUGAUCAUUUUUGAUUUUGCGAGCUGCGCCCUGGCUUUAAAAACUAUUUUUUAGAAAUAAUGUUAUUAGAUUGUUCAAAUAAUUCUGAGCCCUUUCUCAAAGCAAAUUUUCGGAGUUAGAGGGCAUUAUUUGAACAACUCUGGAGGGCUCAGAAUUAUUUGAAAAACCUAAAGGUUUUUACUUUUUUUUAGGUUUUGACAUUUUUCAGGACGAUGGCAUGAAAUCCGAGCCACUGAUGGUAUUCAUGGCGUUCUGGACCUUUGACUCUUUGAUUAUCUUAUCAUUGGUGAUGAAGUGUAUGCGCAAGUAUAAUGUUUGUGGACUACAUGACAGUGUCAGUGAAGAGGACGAAUCGGAUGAAAACAAUUUGUCUUCUACCAUUUACAAUUGUUGUAAGUUGAUUUUUUACCUAUUUUUAUGGUUUUAGGCUAUUUUAUGGGAUUUUAUGCUGUUUUGAAAGUAAAAUUUGGGCGCAGCUUGCCUUUGUUUUUUUAUGUGAUCAAACUUGUACUAAAAGGUUGAGAUUAGUUAUUUUAUCAACACUUGUUCAUAUGUUAUACUUUUCUUGUUGAUUUUUUCAAUUUUAAAGCUGUCUUUUGAAAGAAUACAGGAACUGCAGCCUGCGGAGCCAAUGUUAUACGAUGAAAGAUGUCCUUAAGGGUAAAAAGGCUCAAAUCUUUCAAAAAUGAGUAUUUAUGGCGAUUUUAUAGCUAUUAUUUUCUAUUCAAUACCUAUUUUUUCGCUAAAAACUGCUCCGCAGCUUGUAAGGCCAAUGUUAUACGUUGAAAGGUGUCCGGGGCAAAAAUUUUUACUUUUUUUGAAAUUACUGAAAGAUAUGGGUAUUUUAGUUGAUUUUUCAUGGCAAUUUAAAAUUUUUGAGUUUUCAAGUUUACUUUUGACAUUUUUCAAAAUCUUUUCGAAAAUUUCGAAAUUUUAAUUUUUUUAAUUUUAAAAUUUUAUUAAAAUGUUGAAAUUUCAAAACCUAAAGAAGCUUUUCCAGCCAUUUUCACAGCCAAACUCCUAUUCGAAAUCAUGUUGUACGUUCUGCUCAAGACCAAAGAGAACAGCAUCUUACUGGUACUGGUACCAUUGUGGUCGUUUUUAAUCCUCGCCAUCGGUCGAUUAUUCCAUUCGGUGGUCGAGCAACACUACAAAACCUCAUAA
Messenger RNA from Bursaphelenchus okinawaensis, 1313 nucleotides. Lineage: Eukaryota; Metazoa; Nematoda; Chromadorea; Rhabditida; Aphelenchoididae. The record is from the annotation of a GenBank genome assembly.